Messenger RNA from Alosa alosa (allis shad), 5765 nucleotides. RefSeq names its product leucine zipper putative tumor suppressor 3. The transcript has 6 exons. The record is from RefSeq and is a predicted model, not a curated record. Gene Ontology annotation, biological process: regulation of dendritic spine morphogenesis. NCBI's taxonomy places the organism in Eukaryota, Metazoa, Chordata, Actinopteri, Clupeiformes, Clupeidae. Gene Ontology annotation, cellular component: dendritic spine.
UGCGAGAGAGAGAGAGAGAGAGAGAGAGAGAGAGUGUGUGUGUGUGUAUGUGUGUGUGUGACACAGCUGAUGCACGCAGCCCUUUCAAGCUACCUCCAUCACCCCCCAUCUCCGCUCCGGGCGACAGCAGCGGCAGCGGUUCUUCAGACCAGCCCUGCGACCCACGCACUACCACACCGGACAUCGUACAGGAAGCGAUCGGACCAGCGGUCGCGGAAAGUCAGCCAGUCAGAUCCGCACGGCGCUGCUGCUGAUAUGUGCGUGUCUGCUGCUCGGCGUGGUGACUCCACCCCCCAGCUCCUGUGCGGCGUGUGGGCAGCAGAGUGAGGGGCGUCGCCCCGCCCGGCAUGGGCAGUGCUGGCAGCGGGGUAGCCAAUCACCAGUCACCGACGUUCGCCAUGCGCAGCGUGGGCACCCGCACCAGCACCGUCAGCGCCAACGCGGGCCCCUCGGGCAGCGGCCUGACACGCGGCCCCUCCCUGCCCCCUGCCGCCAACACUUCCACGCGCCGUCGCCUCGGCGACCGCAGCUACAGCGCCGAGCGACACCCCCACCCACCCAACAUCUUGUUGGGCCCCGCCAAGACCGGAGGGCCGUCGGGUGACGAACGUGGCUACGGCAACACAGAGGGCUCAUAUUACGCCGGAGGCACGGAACAGCCACCACCGCAACCGGAUGGCACCGAGCGCUCAACCGCACACACCAACGCCAACCGCCAUCUGACCAAUGGGGAGCGGAUGGUGGCCAACGCCGCCUUCCUGAACGGAGGAGGAGGAGGAGGGGGUGGACGCCGUGGCGACGGGGGCCAUUACGGGGAGCGUGGGCGGACGUCCGAGGCCGUGUCGGGCCCGGCCACGACAGGGGUGGACAUCUGCGGCAACAGCGUGGUGCUCAACAAUGACAAGAACAGCAGCAUUCAGCAGAUGACCGCGCACUACAAGGAGAACCCCACAGCCAAGGUGGACAACCACAACAACCCCCCCAACAUCUUGCCUGUCUCUGGGAAACUGGAGCAGAAUAACGAUGGCCUGGUGCGUCCCUCAGCUUUCAAACCAGUAGUGCCCAAGAGUUUUCACUCAAUGCAGAACUUGGUGUCGCCGCCCCAGAAGGGACCAGGCGGGGGGAGAGGUGGAGGCAGUGGUGGAGGAGGAGGAGGAGGAGGAGGAGGUGGGGGUCACCCCACUUCCGGAAACCACAGGGAUCGCGACAGCCCUGGCGUGGGGGGCGGCGGGGGCUCCCGUGGGGGUGGGCAGGGGGUGGUGGGUGGCGGUAUGUCCGACUCGGGUAGGAACUCUCUGACCAGCCUGCCCACAUACACAAGCUCGGGGGGCUACGCGCCACCGCCGCCGGUGCUGGGACCCCUCAGCGCGUCCACAAGCCACAUCAACCGGCUGGCCGAGAAGCUGGAGCGGCCGGGUGGUGGCAGCGGCUACCAGAACGGCCUGAGCACUUCCGACAGUGGCCGCUCGUCCUCGGGCAAAAGCUCGUCGUCGUACCAGCGCCUCAGUCACCUGAGUGACGCCCCCGCACCCUUGCGCCCAUCGCCCUCCUCCGAUGACAUCAUACAGGAUCUGGAGGACCGGCUGUGGGAGAGAGAGCAGGAGGUGCUCCACAUGCGGCGUAACCUGGACCAGAGUGAGGCGGCCAUCGCGCAGGUCUUCGAGGAGAAGCAGCGGGUGUGGGAGCGCGAGAUGGAGGACCUCCGUGCCAGAAUACGCCGGCAGCUGCAGCAGGUGACGCUGGGCUAAGCGCCCCAGCACGCAGCUCAGGCCCAGAUCACGCCUCCGCAGGGAUGCGCCCGGCUGCAGGAGGAGAUCGCCACCCUGCUGGCCCAGCGCGACGAGCUUGAGCGCAAGUGCCUGGACUACCGCAAAGAGCAGGCCGACAUCCUGCCACAGCUGGAGGAGACAAAGUGGGAGGUGUGCCAGAAAGCAGGCGAGAUCUCCCUGCUGAAGCAGCAGCUCCGGGACAGCCAGGCGGAGGUGACGCAGCGGGCCGGGGAGAUGGUGGCUCUGCGGGGCCAGCUCAAGGAGCUCAACGCCCAGCUGAAAGAGCGCGAGGAGGCCAUCCAGGGCCUGAAGGAGUCCUACACCAGCAAGAGCCUGGAGCUGGAACGCUGCGAGGGGGAGCUGCAGAGGACGCUGGCGGAGGUGUCUCUGCUGAGGCAUAAGCUGAGUCUGUUCGAGGCAGAGGUCCUGGGUCUGAAGCAGGCCCUGGGGGAGAUGAACUCGUCUGCCCGCCACGUCGACUCCAGCGAACUCCUCCGGGGCGGUCUGCCCCCGUCCUCUUCCUCGUCUGCGUCCCGAUCCCAUAGAGACGCCCACCUGUCUCCGUCCACCUCGAUGGAACCCCUGGGCAUGAGUAUGGGCAUGGGUGGCACCAUGGGUAUGAGUGCGAGCUCGCUGCUGCCCCCUGCCUCCUCUUCCUCUUCCUCUUCGUCCCCGUCGGAGGCGCUGUUGAGCAUGCAGAGCGACGAGGCAAAGGUGCAGCAGCAGCAGCAGCGCCAGGAGGCGAUGGCGGCGGCCGCGGGGGACCUGCGUCGUCAGCUAGAGCGCCUGCAGGGCGAGCUCCGCCUGGAGCGUCAGCAGCGCGAGCGGCAGGCGCUCACCUUCGCCCAGGAGCGCCACACCUGGCAGGACGAGAAGGAGCGCGUGCUCAAGUACCAGGCCCAGCUGCAGCUCAGCUACGUGGAGAUGCUGCAGAAGAACCAGGCACUGGAGGACCGCGUGGACCAGCUCAGCACCAAGCUCACCAUCUCGCCCGCCUCGCCACCGCCGGCUUUGCCCCCGCCGCAGCCCAUCCUCGCCCUGCCCCCCGCCGGACUGCCUGCUCUGCCUGCGCCCACUUCGCUCUCCUCGCUGCCCUCCCCGCCACCACCGCCGCCCGCCGAUGAGAAGAACCUGCCCGCUCUUCACCAGUUGGCUCCCCCGUGGCCGGUGCCAACGCGCCUGGAGAGGAUUGAGUCGACUGAGAUCUAAAGAUGGCUCUAGAGAGAGAGAGAGAGAGAAAGAAAGAGAGAGAGAGAGAGAUAGAGAGAAAGAGGGGGAAAGGGAGGGAGGGAGAGAGAUCAAAAGAGGGAGAGAAAGAGAGAGAGAGAGAGAAAGAGGUGGCGGAGAGAGAGAAACGUGAGUACGAUGCAAACGACCUGGGUCAAGCACCCUGCUGAAAGUAUACAAAUGACAACACGCUCUGUGUGUAUAUGUACAUGUGGCAUUUCCAGACGUGUCUCUGUGGUUCUAUUUAACAUCACAAAACACUCAAUGGGAUGCUCCCAGAUGGAGAACAUCUGGAGGGUUUUGUUGUCUUACAUACUUCAACACAUGUAUUUGACACAGGUCAAGCACUGCUGGAUAUCUCAACGAACACUGCACCAAUGUCAAUAGAAUUUGGUAGCUCUUCUCAAGACCAUCACAUCACAAGUUUGCAGGUGGAGUCCAGGGAUGCACUGCCAAGAUAGCUUGCAGGGAGAGUGUCGGACUACUCUGUGUCCUCUUGUUGGGUGGACAGUCAGUCUUCGCUGUGUUUGAAAUGUGUGACCAGUCACAACAGAUCAAAAAAAAAAAGUUUAUUUUCUGCCUAUAACCAUACAAAAAAUGUUUGUUUCUUACAGCUUAUCCCUAAGCAGGUUUAGAAAUUUGUGCCUACUGGUUAUGGUUAAGAAAUGGUAUGAUAAAUGGAUUGUGAUGAAUGUGUUUACUGAUGACGCUUUCUGAUGCAGGAUUGAGGCCUUGGUGGGGAGAUACUUGUCAGCAUUUAUAGCUGAGGGAUCUGACCCAGAAAGUAUGCUAGGCACUUAGUGCUUUAUUCAAUAGCUGACCCGGUUAUCAGUAGGAUCUACUGGCAGGGUAUAUGUGGAUACUGAUACAGAGAGAAGAGGAUUUUGAGCUCCAUACCUUGGGAUUUUAAAUUCACCCUUAGCUCUGACUGAUGCUUGGGAAGAAUGUUUAUUGACACACACAAGCACUGUAGGGAUUUUAAUCCUCUGUGAUUUGAUCUGAAAAAAAUGGCAGGUUGUUGUAUGAAUGUUCAGAAAAUCCAAGGCAUGGAACUCAUCAUCAUAAUGAGUAAGUUUGAUUGAGGACCCACCUCUAUAGAACUGAUAUGCUAACAUUACAGGGGACCCUCUGACUGGAGGAAUUAUGGGAUACUGUGCUCAAAUGCACAAAGUACACACACUGCCCCUCCCUGUUCGGUGCUAGGACAACACACGUACACCACCACGUCUGGGUAAAAAGACCAAAACAAAUAGAAAAUUCUGUGUCAGUUUUGAUGGUCCACAUUCACCACUGGAAGGACAAUAAGAAGAGUGACUACUUGUUAACAGGUAGUUCUGUGUGACAAAUAAGCAAGACACACAUCUCUGGUAUGAGUACUACCAGGACAAAGGCACCAUACAACUCCCUGCUCUGUCGGCGCAGUAGCGGAGGACGAACACCAGGGGGCGAAUGCUCACAAAAAAUGAAUCCAAGGAUGAAAUUACUUGAAAGUGACUUUUGCAUUUUCUUACUUCUUUAUCGCUCUAUUCUGUGUCGGAGACGCGAACGUAAUCCAAUCAAACUUGUCAACGCUGUUGAUGCUUUGGUCUCUAGAAUUAUUUCUUUGAAUGGAGAAAAAACAGAUUGUGUUUGUGAAUGAUUGCAUUAGCCUACAUUUGGUCAAUGAAGCCGUCAACUAAGGUUGCAGCUGAGCCAGACGCACUUACAAGGCUGUAGGGUGCCGUUUAGAGUGCUUCCUUAACAAAAGGGAGAAUUUGCCUACGUUUGAGAAACAAUAUAUGUCAAUAUAUACUUUAUCUACAUAUUAUGAUUUAGAAUAUAUUUGGCUAAAAACAAUAUGCAGUAUAUUAAAGUGAUUAUUUAAAUGUUUUAAAUAAGUAUUGUAUACAGUUUAUGUUGACAUAUAUUUUGACUGGAUCUUACAUCUUGAAAGAAAGACAGGGUGUGGGUGAGGGAUAGUGAAUUGUGAGGUGUGCUGAGGUAGAUGCCGAGAGAAAUAUAAUGUGUUGACAGAGAAUGAAGCGAGUGCUUAUGAUGAAAAGAGAAUUAUGCUUUUUUUUGUUCCACUGUCAUAAGGAAAAAGAAGAACAGAUGAAUGUUUCAUACAUGACAUAAGCCUAACUGCUGACCUGUCCUGUAAGCAAGUGAACCAUCAAUAACUGGCCAGUUCCAUGGGCUAUGGGAAUAGCGAUAAGGGUCGUUGUAGUUUAUGUUUGUAUGAUAUUUUUUGUAUUAUUAUGACAGUGGACGGACGAACAAGUGUAACUCUCUAAGGAGUAGAUGGACACGUAAGCCUCGACUGUCCUUGGGCCAUAUUUGCUGCUAUGUACCUUUGUUGUGUCCUGCUGUGUUCUUGGUAGAGACAGAGAAGGUGUACUUGGAUGUAAAUAUAAUUGUUACUUAUGUGAAUAUAUCUACCCAAAUAUACCAAGCUAUUGCGUGUGAAUACUUUCAGAGGAUAAUUGUGAAUUAGUUACACAGACAUUUCAGCUUUUAUUUUUUAUUCUAUAUUAAUAUAAAUAUAUAAAUAUAACACAUAGAUCCAUCUUUAAAAUUGGACCUACGUGGAAAGAAUAAGAGAAACAUUCAAAUCCAUUAUCCCUAGGCCUAUAUGUUUACUUGAUGUUUCCGAUUAAUAUCAAAGAGGACAAAAUGCCACCAAUGUUUUCUAUUAUUAUUUUGUAUUGUUUUUAUUUUAUGUUACUGAAAUGGCUUGAAGAAAACAUAUCUUAGCAUAAAUUAAUUUAAAUAAUAAAGAUAUGAAGAAUC